Messenger RNA from Rhodotorula graminis WP1, 1056 nucleotides. RefSeq lists its product as uncharacterized. The record is from RefSeq and is a predicted model, not a curated record. NCBI's taxonomy places the organism in Eukaryota, Fungi, Basidiomycota, Microbotryomycetes, Sporidiobolales, Sporidiobolaceae. The transcript has 3 exons. Bases 1 to 1056 code for a protein of 351 amino acids. Gene Ontology annotation, molecular function: protein binding.
AUGUCGACGCCGAGCACCACCAGCGCCGCGCCCGCCGCCUCGACGUCCGCGGCCAACUCGCUCCCCGACGAGCUCCUCGACAAGAUCUUCUCGAACCUCGUCGGCACCGACACCAAGCAGCACCCGCUCUACAGCGUCUGCCUCGCCUCGCGCCGGUUCCACCAGGUCGCCCAGCCGCUCCUGUGGCACACGGUCGCGUUCGAGGUCGACGGCACCGGCGACGGCCAGGCGUUCGUCGAGGCGGCAAGGCAGCUCGGCCACUAUACCCGUGUCGUCUCGCUCGCCUUCACCAAGGUCGCACGCGAGGAGGCCUACUUGGCCUACACGCCCGUCCUCAAGCACAUGGCCGCCGCGCGCCGCGUCCAGGUCGUGCACGACACCGACAGCGAGGGCCGGCGGUUCCAGCCUGUCGCGCUCUUCGACAACAUCGAGUCGACCAACCUCGAGCACCUCGGCGUCCUGCACCUCCCUCGCGACUCGAGCAUGCCUCGCGCCAGCUGCCUCCGCACGACCGCGUCUCUCGACCUCGUCGGUUCGGGCUUCUCUGCGUUCCUCGAGUGCCUGUACCACGUGCCCGGGCUCAUGCCGAGCCUGCGCGCGCUCGCCGCCGACUUGUGGUGGAUGCCGGCGAUCGGCAUGCCCGACCACCUGUUCGCCCAGCUCGACAUGUUCCAGGCCAGCGUCGGCGUCAUCCUCAACGCCGGCGCCCGUCCUCUCGCUCUCGAGGCCCUCGCUCGCCACGUGUCGAUCUGUCGCGUCUUCCUCGACCGCUCUUCCGCCAACAUCUCGACGUCCCUCGACAACCUUGCGCGCGGCAUCAAGGCGGGCAACGUCAAGUCCGUCUGGCUCCCGCGCGACCCGACGUCCAUCGGCUCGCCCUCGGACGACGUCGGCCUGUGCGCCGCCUGGGCCAACCUGUGCGACGCUGCGAGGGCGGCGGGCAUUCCCGGGCGGUUCGUCGGCGACGCCGAGGACCCGAGGACGAUGGUGGGCGGCCAGCUUGACUUUGGAUUCUGGGAUUACGCCAAGCGGCUCAGGGCGGCGGGCGAGGUCUAG